UUUUUAUCUUUGCCUCUCAAAAAUCAAAUAAGCAAGAUGUCUACUAAUGAGAAUGCCAAUACCCCAGUAGCUCGGCUGAACAGAUUCAAGAACAAAGGAAAGGACACUACAGAAAUGAGAAGGCGGCGCAUUGAAGUCAACGUAGAGCUGAGGAAAGCUAAGAAAGAUGACCAGAUGCUGAAAAGAAGAAAUGUUAGCACUUUACCAGAUGAUGCUACUUCUCCCCUUCAGGAAAACAGGAGCAAUCAGGUUUCAGCACACUGGUCAGUUGAAGACAUAGUCAAAGGAGUCAAUAGCAAUAAUACGGAGCUUCAGCUGCAUGCUACUCAAGCUGCCAGGAAACUCCUCUCAAGAGAGAAGCAGCCCCCAAUAGACAACAUAAUUCGGGCUGGUCUGAUUCCCAGGUUUGUCUCCUUCCUGGGCAGAGCAGACUGUAGUCCUAUUCAGUUUGAAUCUGCCUGGGCACUUACCAACAUUGCCUCUGGCACGUCGGAGCAGACCAAGGCCGUAGUAGAUGGAGGGGCCAUUCCAGCCUUUAUUUCACUGCUGGCCUCUCCCCACACUCACAUCAGUGAACAGGCUGUGUGGGCCCUGGGAAACAUUGCAGGGGACGGUUCUGCCUAUCGAGACCUGGUUAUUAAGUUUGGUGCCAUUGAGCCCCUGCUGAGUCUCCUGGCUGUUCCUGAUCUCUCUUCUCUGGCUUCUGGGUAUUUACGCAACGUGACCUGGACGCUCUCAAACCUGUGUCGUAACAAGAAUCCUGCACCACCCAUAGAUGCCAUUGAGCAGAUUCUGCCAACUCUGGUUCGGCUCUUGCACCAUGAUGAUCCUGAGGUGUUAGCAGACACAUGCUGGGCACUUUCCUACCUAACAGAUGGCUCCAAUGACAGGAUAGAAGUUGUAGUGAAAACUGGACUGGUGCCACAGCUUGUGAAACUUCUGGGAUGUAGUGAACUGCCAAUAAUGACUCCUUCAUUAAGAGCCAUAGGAAACAUUGUCACUGGUACUGAUGAGCAGACUCAGCUUGUUAUUGACUCGGGAGCACUAGCUGUCUUUCCAAGUCUCCUUUCUCACCAUAAACACAACAUUCAGAAAGAAGCAGCAUGGACCAUGUCAAACAUCACUGCUGGACGUCAGGAUCAGAUUCAGCGAGUUGUAGACCAUGGUCUUGUGCCUUAUCUCAUUGGCAUUCUGAGGAAGGGGGACUUCAAAUCUCAAAAGGAAGCUGUAUGGGCUGUGACCAACUACACAAGUGGUGGAACAAUUGACCAGAUUGUGUACCUCGUUCAGGCUGGUGUUGUUGAACCCCUGCUGAAUCUCCUCUCUGCUAAAGACAGCAAGACUGUGCUAGUUAUCCUGGAUGCUAUUUUUAAUAUCUUUCUGGCUGCUGAGAAGAUUAAUGAGACUGAAAAACUUUGCCUCAUGAUUGAGGAGUGUGGGGGUCUAGACAAAAUUGAAGCUCUCCAGUCACAUGAAAAUGAACAAGUGUACAAAGCCUCAUCCACCCUGAUUGAGAAAUAUUUCUCAGCAGAGGAGGAGGAAGACCAAAAUGUUGUACCAGAAUCUACUGCUGCCAGCUACACUUUCCAAAUUCAGGGCAAUGCUCCAGAUACUUUCAAGUUUUAG
Molecule: messenger RNA, 1626 nt
Organism: Merops nubicus (carmine bee-eater)
Lineage: Eukaryota; Metazoa; Chordata; Aves; Coraciiformes; Meropidae
Gene: KPNA2
Product: karyopherin alpha 2 (RAG cohort 1, importin alpha 1)
Exons: 10
Coding region: 37-1626 (529 amino acids)
Biological process (GO): NLS-bearing protein import into nucleus
Cellular component (GO): nucleus; cytoplasm
Molecular function (GO): nuclear import signal receptor activity; protein binding
Source: RefSeq, a predicted model, not a curated record